This is a messenger RNA of Protopolystoma xenopodis, 396 nucleotides long. NCBI's taxonomy places the organism in Eukaryota, Metazoa, Platyhelminthes, Monogenea, Polystomatidea, Polystomatidae. The record is from the annotation of a GenBank genome assembly.
AUGACUCCACCGGAAGCCCGGAGGAAGUUGCAAAAACGAGGCUACUCCAAGUCGAAAGAGCGACCGAGACCCCCUCGGGGGGACUCGAUCGCGGUCAAGAGGUCGCCUGUGCCCCUUUUCGUACCUUCCGGACACCAGCCAAACCGAACCGUGACAGUAAGGGAAUCACUCGGAAGUCGGUCAGACGAGCCGGCAGGUGGUGAUGGUGUUGGUGCUGGGGGAGAAGAUGCCAGACGCGGCCAGACGCCUGGCAACGAGACCGUUAUUGCAUUUAAACAAGUUCCCGAUUUCCCGCCCAGAACCGGACAGAAUGAGAGAGCCGGCCUUAUUUGUGCCAGUGCUCGGGUUUACUCUCGGCCGUCAGAAGGUACUGCUUCGCUUGACAUGAACAUUUAG